Messenger RNA from Cuscuta epithymum, 2770 nucleotides. Lineage: Eukaryota; Viridiplantae; Streptophyta; Magnoliopsida; Solanales; Convolvulaceae. The record is from the annotation of a GenBank genome assembly.
GAUUAUUUCAACAUCGUCCGUCAUAAAAGGAAAGGUAGAGAGAAGUUGGUUGGCUGGUUGGAAUACGAGUAUUAUACUGCAGAAAUCAUAAUGGUGUGAAAUGGCAGUUGACUCAAUAAAACUCUUCUGCCUUCUGAUUUCCUUACAUCAAGAGAGAAAUCCGUAAAAGUGCAGACCAGCUAUACCAGUACGAGUCCUGUUCGAUCAAAUGCCAGAUUCCUCCCCUCAUUCUAAUCAUUUCAUGAAAACCACUGCCUGCUUUGAUGCAAAGAAAGAAAGAUCACUGGGAGGAGAUGAUCGGUUGUCUAUGUCUUCUUCAACGUCAGACCACAAAAUCAAAAGCCUAAAAGGAGUAAAAGACAUGACACAGAAUUUCCGGGGCACAAUAUCGUUCAGAAGAAAGGGGAGAACGAGAAUGAAGAAGAAGCCUACUUUAGUUUCAGAAGAGAAGUCGAAUUCUUCCUUGCCCAUCAACACAGAAGGGAGUUUCCAGGCAAGUCCCCAUGGUUCUGAAUCUAAUUUGGGUAGUAGUGGUGACAGUCAAACUCCUGUUAAUGCUCAACCAAACAAGUUUAAAACAUUAAUGAGGACUUCUAGCAUGAGGGGUGUGAGGCUUAGUUUCAAACCCAAGAAGUACUCUGUGCGUGUUAAAUCAACUUGUGCUUCAACCAUCAAGAAUUCAAAGUUUCCCGAAAGGGUCGACUCAGAAAGACUAUCAGCAUAUAAAGUUUGUUCUUACCAUCAUUGUUGUCUCAAUAAACAUUCUCAUGACACUCGACCAAAGACUUUGUCAAAUCCCGAUAGGAGAAAUAGUCCAAAUCUCAUAGCUACCUCAACCAUAGAGGAUAGCUGUGUGAAAGGAAACACCCAUCCGUCUAAUAAAGCCAAAUUAGACUUGCAGGGCAUAAUUUCCCAGCCAAGUUCAGCUGGAAAAUCUGAACCGAAGAAUCGGGCACGACUUGUAGAUUAUGAAUCCAAGUCCUCAACUAAGGAGAAGCAUUUCAACAUGUGGAACCUUUUCCAACAGCAUAUGAUAUCAGAUCCUGCUGAUGAGACAGCAAACCAGUUGGCUGCACCAGUAAGUUCAGAAUCUUGCAGCACAGAAAUGGAAAAUGCAGAUCUGAAUGGGGAGAAUGAGAUUGAAGUCAAGAAGCUUAUUGCUAUUAAGCUCGUACGGGAAGCGAUAGAGAAGAUUCUCCUUCCUGAAGUUUCUGAACUGUCAUCGGACAAUCAAUCAAUAGCAAGUGAUCAAAGCACUCUUGAUCAAGAAACAUCAGAAUACAGCAAAGAUGAUGAUUCAGAGUCAAGUUUGAUCACUGAUAGCAAAGGUUUCCAGGAAAAAGUAAAAACAAUAAGAGAAGUUUCCAUAAAACCUGAAAAGAAAGCACCUAAACAUUGGGACAAUUUAAAGAAAUGGAUUCUUCUCCAACGGUUUGUCAAAGAAUUGGAAAAGGUCAAAAGGAUCAAUCGUCCAAGGAACACAAGGCAGCUUGAGGAUGAUGUUGAGCAUGACCCAGAAGCAGAAAAGAUUCGCUACCUGAGACCUCAAAACGUCGACGAAAGGAAAAGAACAGAGGAAUGGAUGCUCGAUUACGCACUACAGCAAGCAGUGAGCCAACUUGCUCCUACCCAGAAAAGGAAAGUAGAACUUCUCGUAAGAGCAUUCGAAACAGUGGUCCCACCUCAGGGAGGUUGUAGUAAUAGUAUUCAAACCACACUUCCUAAGCUCAAAUCCAACAGUGAAGAAGAGCAAAUUACAACAAAAGGGAAUGAGUGUUCCCCGAAAGCAGAUGAAGUAACAAUUUACCAUGACAAGAAAGUAGCUACUGAAAUUACCCUUGAGGAGGAGACAAAGCAUCAACAACCUGAAAAGCAGAAGCACAUCAGCAUGUGGCAUAUGAUAUCUCAACACGUCCUUCCAGGCGUGAUCACAAAGGUUGGGACCCAGCUGCUUGAUGAAACAGAUGAUGAGGUCGAGGUCGUAAUUACUGUGCGGGGAAGAAAAGCUCACCAAGAUUUCAGUAGGGACGAUGCUAUUGAGCUUGUGAAAGAGGUGGUUCAUGAGAUCCUCAUAACAAAGGUUCAAGACGAUUCAUCCGACACACAAUUGGUCACUAGUGACAUGGUUCCCGGAAAGGAGCUGCCAGUAAUAAACCUCCCGCAGAAUAAUUCAAACCAGGUUCGAGAUGGCGACACUGGUGAUAGUAUUGUCGUCAAGGAAGAAGGAAAGAAACAAGUGACUCUUUCAAAGUCCAAGAAUUGGAGCAAGCUGAAGAGACUCAUGUUGUUGAAGAGAUCCAUCACGGCUCUUCAAAGUGCCAGGAAACCAGAAAAAGUGGAGCUAAGGAAUCAGAUGAUCGAUGAGAGGAGGAAGGCGGAGCAAUGGAUGCUAGAUUAUGCUGUCCAAAAUAUUGUCACUAAACUAACACCAGCUCGCAAAAGAAGGGUGGCGAUGCUUGUGGAAGCUUUUGAAGCAGUUGUUCCCUUUCCUCAAGUAUAAUAAACUCCAUAUAUAGUGCAUACACAAGUUCAGAAGGUAUAAACCUGAAUAAGAUCAUUGCUUGUAUUUAUAAGUUUUGCUGAUAGGUUAGUAUAUACGAGCCAAAAUUUGAAGAUCUGAACUAACAUAUAAGACAAGUCAUACUACCCGCUACAAUAUAAAGAUUCAAAUUUACAUAAGGCACUGAACUACUUAUAUCAGAUUGACUAAAACCCGGAAUCUGAAUGGUAACAUAUAAUUUAUAACGAACAAUAUAUUGUUAUAGGACCA